GAGAGAAAGAUAUCGUCACACGCCUACCCUGGACGGGCGGAGGGAAAGAGGGCGCUGCCCGGCGCCUCCCGGGCUAGACUCCCUCCGGCGCCAAAGGCGGCGGCGCAACAAGGGGUCGGGGACCGGCCCGCUUCCCUCACGCCGGGGCCCCCCUUCCUCACCCGGGAACCGGAGCUGGGCGCAAGGAGGCGACCCUUCCUUCCCUCCGUCUCUAUGGCGCGCCGGUGACUUCCCGGAUGAGGAAGUGGGGCGGCCCAUAGAGAAGCAGGGAAAGAGCGGCGCGAUGUCGGAGGGAGCGGAGCUGGCUGCGGCCUGCGGAGGAGCGCCCAGGGCGUGAGUGCAACUGUCCUGAUGCAGCAUCUGCUGAUGUGGAGUCCCUGGAAAAAAGCCAUUUUGAUCUUCUCAGUUUCUCCAUGUCUGCUGUGGUGCAAGAACUGUACUCAGGGCUUCCUGUCACCCUUGCCACUGAACGUACAGCUCUGUUGGAUCCCGCAAUCGUAUUCGGUGCAAAACCUGACGCACCGGCCUUUGUCCUGUCAUGUAGCAGUUUGCCGUCUGAGCACUACCGAACUCAUGGGUUGAAAAUCUGUUCCAAGGAUUCUGCUGAAAGGCUGGAUUGCACAGGCAAAGCACCUUCUCCUGGACUAAUGGAUCUGCCAUCUCAAGAGCCUGUAGAAGCUGGAGGUCUUGUUAAGGAUGAUGAGACCCUAAAUAGGGAUGUGAUGAAACUGGACCUUAAUCAUGGAUGCUCGAAGGAAGAUGCAGGAGCGGCAAAGGACUUGGGCAGUGUUGUUGAGGAAGGCCUUGCACAAUAUUCUCUAAUCUCAAAGGAAAUCUCCAAAGAAAAGGCACCUUGCCUAAUCCAUGAGGGGAGAAAAUUUCUUCCAAGACCUUCCAGUGUUGAAAUAGCAAGCUUGCAGCAGAAUCCAGAAGAAAACCAAGCAAAUGUGCAAGUGACAACUGAAAAUCUGUCAGACCCCAUGAAAGAAGCACAAGGUAUGAAGGCUGAUGGGACGGAUGGGCUGUUUAGUAAAGCAGGCGAGCGCAGUGUCCGAGGGAGUGCAGGUGUUUCACCCGAGAGCAGUGAGUCCUCAGAGAUAGACACAGUCAUGGCCAAAGUUGAGGUUUCAGAAACCAACACCUUAGUCUCUCUAGAGCCUGUAAGCACGAUGGACAAUGCUUCAGUGAACAAGCAGCUGCAGGGAGAAGAGGAGGAAGGUAAAGGUCUGACAGCCUGUGCCACUUCAUCAGUAACAAGAGAUGUCCUCCCCAGCCCAGAAGCUGGGGGAAAUCAGUCCCUCAGUCAGGACGUGGAAGUGAAUGCAGUCCUUGAUGAUUAUCCAUCUCCCCUGCAAGAUAAGAUGAACUUGCAUGAUAACAGUGGCUCUGCUCCAGUUUUGGAAAGCAAGAUUACCAUUGAACCUCUGCUGUCAAACUCAGGCUCUGAAGCUUCAGGUCAUCCCUUGAAAGGUAGCCUGGAGCUUGGAAACACACUCUGGGAAGAGAACGUGGAUGUCUUUGAAACUGUUUGUGAAAUGCAGGAGGAAGGCUGUGUUGGUGGAGAGGAAGAAGACUUGAGAAGCUGUGAAAAAAUGGAGGUUCUGGAAGGAUGGGCCUGUGAGCCGAAUGCGGGUGAGACUUUGCCCCCAAUAUGGAGCAGUGAAGAGCUGCCCAGCAAGAGCAGUAAUGAGCAAGAGGUGGGUGUUCAAGACGUGGAUCGUGCAUAUAGUUGUGUCUCUGACGGAGCUGUUGAGGUCCAGCAAGAAGGUGCUGUCCAAUGCCGCUGGAAAUACAUUGAAGAGAACUCUCAUCCAGAGAACAACGGCUUUGUGGUUCCUGCUGGAUCAUUUGCAGUGGCAAAGAUUGUGUGUCCAGAGGAUGGCAUCUCUUCAUCAUCUGAAGGUCAUUCAGAAGAUAGUUUAAGACCAGCCUCUUCAGGGAUCGGCAUCAUUCAAAGGGGUAAGCGUCCCAGUUGUGGAAGACUGGCCAUUGAGGAAGAAGAAAACAGGUCUCUUGUGAUGGAACAGGAAAACUUUGGUUGUUUUCAGAGCAGCUGCAGUAUAAGCAUUGAUUCAAAUCCCACCCACCACGACUCUUUGGAUUGUAGCUGCAAAUUAGGUGAAGUGAACUUACUGCAAAUGCAACCCAACAGUGGUCCAAGAACAGAAAUCCUAAAGAGUGCUUCAGCUGUGCAGGUCCUUGCUACCAGUGUAGGAGAUGUUAACUUAGCCGCAGUUGAAGGAAACCCCCAAAUGACUCAACUCUCUGACGAGCAUUUGUCUAUCCAACGAUCGGAGAGGGUUUUAAGUAGCAGCAAGUUCCUAGACAACCUGCCCAAAGAAGAAUUCCCUGCAAAGCUGGAGAUGCAGCACACUCGCUUCGUACUUCACGCCAAGAAAGAGUUGCCUUUGAAAAGUCAAGAUGUUUGUAGUUGUGCUGUAACAAGCGAACAGUCUGGGAAAAGCACAGCGCUUCUGCUGAGGGAUGCAGAACAGCGGCCGGCUGAUAUGGAAACGGUACAGGCCAAGGCGUGCCAUGUUGGGGACCAGCGUGUGAACAGUCUCUGUGCUGCCAGUGAGACUUGCUGCACUAUGUCAGGAGGUGCACCCUUAGAUGAUGAUUAUGAUGAUGAAGACGACCUCCAUGAUGUUCUCAAAAGGAGAACGGAAUCAAAAGCUGAAGGAUCUGAUGGACUGGAAGCAAGUCCCCGCUCUGCAUCCGACCGGGAAGGCAUCUCUCCCGAGGAGUGUGGGGGUGUUAAGGCGGGGGGUCACCAUCCCUGUGGAAAUAGCUGUGAAGACUUGGAUGAAGCUUGUUCUCUGAAGGCCAAAGCAUCAGAGUCAGAUGUGGUGGCUGAAAAUCGAUGGACUGGCAGUGACAAUACUUGUGUGAAAUCAGAAGAAAUUUUGGAUGUUGAUGGCCUUGGAUGUCUUUUCCCUCCAGAUUCAAACCUAGAACAGAGACUAAUUAAAGCUUCAGUGGUAGCUGACUCUGAUGGAGCAGAAGCAGCUGAAAGGGUAAAAAUGUACAAAGGGAGCUGGAGAAAUGGGCUCAGUGAGAAGCCAGCAGGUGACAGGGAUUUGGACAAAGCCAGCUGUCCUUUUGAAUGUGGCGAGGCAGAAGAAGGGCGGCAUCAAGGUCAUCCCUCCUCCUCCACACCCGAGCCCCCCAAUGUGAAGAGUGCCAACAUCCCUGGUCACACAGAGCAGCAGCACAAUUCUUUGCUCUUGGAGGAUUUGUGUGUUGUCAAUCCAGGUCAGCCGAGGGGAGCCAUUUGUCCGACAAAAGUUCGGUCCCUUCCGUAUCAGAAUUCUCAUCUUAACAAACUGGUUUUGUUGAAUCAGAAAAAUGAAUCCCUAGAAAGAGAAGCUUCAGAAUGCCAGCUGCCUCCCUUGAUGUCCUCGGAGAAGCAAAAGGAAGGCCAUUCUACAGAGACUGUGACCUGCUCAGCUGAAGAAACAGAAAAACCUGUCAACUGCAGUCAAAACGAACUGCUGUGUCCAAAGAGAGUUCACCACAUGACUCCAACUCCACCGCUUUUAACAGAAGAAAAAGGUGUUCAAGGGAAAUUUCAGCAAAGUACGUUAGGUUAUUGCACCUCCAUUAAAGUGGUGCCAGAAUUUACUGGCAAUCCACGAAAAGAGUCUGUAGAAUUAAAAAAUACUGACCCACAUUCAGAAUGUGCUCCUGAACUCCUGAGGUUGAAUGGAUUUAUUACAGAUCAGGCUCCUCAAGCAACAACUGAUGAACUCUCUCCUGCCUCUGAGGCAGUCAGCAGGAAUCCUUCAGAGGUGCUAGAUAAAAAAGCAUUUCUAAAGUGUAACAGUAAGCCUGCUUCAAUUCCUAGUCAAAUGUUUUUUCAGCCAGACCCUUUAACCUCCGCCACAGCAAAUGGUCAGAAAGUUAUGGAGGGGGUCCAUUCAACGCUGCUUGAGAAAAAACAAGUACCUAGUUUGGCAAGUAUGUGCUUAGGAGUGCAGCUUGCUCAGAUUCCUGGGGUCGCCUGGUCUCAAAAAGAUGAUCCAAGUACUUCACCUUCUCCACAUGCUCUCUCCUGUCCUCUUGUGAAAGAGCAUCCUGGAAUAACGGAGUCCAUGGGGAGAGAAGUUGACGAUCAUCGUGCCAACCCGUUAGCAUCAGGUUCCGAGAAUGAAGAAGCAAGCUGUUCUGUCAAAGAGGAUACACCCUUAGACUAUCCUCCAGAUAGCCAGGAAAUGUCCACAUGCACAGAAGAUACCAAGCCAGGGGCAGAAGUAGCAGAAGACGUUGCAUCCAUCACUUCCCACAGUCCUGAUCCCUCAAAGAAGAAGAUUAAAGCAUCUUUAGAAGUUGGCCAGGAGGAGAGCAGUCUAACCACUGAGAAGAUGGAAUUGUCACCUCACCCUCUUUCUGGCACUGAAGAGUCUUCUGGAGCUGUCUUGCGAGGCUUGACGAUUCUUGCAGAGGGAGGAGAAAUCGCUUUCCCUUUCAAAAUUGAAAUACACGCAUGGCCUUCCUUCACCCACCAACCUGGACGCAUUUCAGGACUGGGCUCAGCAAAAGUCAAAGAUCCUUCGACCCCAGCAGUUGUUUUUCGACGUCAUUUGGAGAACAUGAGUUAUGCUUUGCAAAUGAAAUACUUACACUUAUGUCCCACAAGACGGUCUCUGGAAAUCUCUUACAGCAUCAUCCCUUGUGUGUCUUCAGGUGGCUGUAGGCUAGAAGCCUCCCCAAAAGGAAGAAGUCUGCAGGCUGCGGAGGGCUGCCAGAAGCUGGCAGGAGACAAAAAGAAGCCGUUGAAGGACCACUUGGCCAGCCUAGGCGCUGUUGAGAAGGCGAGAGGUUCGGAAGCAGGUGAUCGUCUGAUGCUUACCCAGAAGCCCCUGCGAGAGGAGGCUGAGCAAACUCUUGCUUUGCCUGUCGCUUCCUGUGAUGCGGUUGGUCAAGAAGAGGGAGCAGAAGUGAAGGCAACAGUCAAACGCCCCUUGAAGCGGAGACUCCUCAACUUGGGGCCUCCUUUAGGCAGCUCUUCCCGUGAGAUGGUGGUGAAGUCUGGAGGUCCUGCAUGGCGGGCUUUUGCUGGGGGGAGUGCAGUUGAGGACGGCAAGUAUGAAGAUCCGUGGUGCACUUUAAGGAGAGCGAAAAGGCCAAAGAGAGUCAAGGACCUCAUUGAGUUGAAAUGUCCAGAGGCUGAAAGCCUGAGCCUUUGUUUCAGGAGCCAGGGCCGGCAGUCAGCUGCCAGCAAUAGCCCUGUCCUUCUAGUCUUUUGCACAUUGCCACAAACCGCUGGCUUUAGUUAUGACAGAAGCAGGAGUCCCUCGAUUCGCACUCACAAAAUAAGACCACUUCUUCCAUUCAGGAGGCAACCGGGCAAAGCCUGCUUUAGGGUUCGUGUCCCAGGCCAAUUCAGAGUGGCAAGAAGUCACCUAAUGGCAAAUUCUGCUUUCCUGAGGGACCCCAAUCCCAAAUGCCAGCUCAUGGAAUCUGUCUGUUUUGCCAUGAAGCCUACAGGGAGCAAAGUAGGCAUGGUCAGGGCCCAGAUGCCAAAGCAGCGAGGCAGCCCAAGCAGCUUGCCAGACAGCCCCUGGCUUAGAAACCAUACCAAAGAACCAGCCCUCUUGAGGAAGCUAUCCGUGUUGGCCGAUAAACUGCUGGCCCCUCCACGGAGCCCUCAGAAUCUCACACAGCUCUUGGUUUCCACUGAGCUUCUCCCUGUGCCUGAAAACUACAGCCAGCUGGGAAGUAAGAAGCUCCUGGAAGUUUUCUCCUGUGUUGAUAUGAAGUUAAACUCUCCGUGGCUUAAGGGUGGCAGCUGCAGCUUGAAGAUGUUCAGCUCUCAGUCCUUGGCACUCUAUCCUCUUGAGCUGACCAACCUGUUCUUUUUGGAACUCGGCAACAAAACCUCCCUGGCCUUCAGCACCCCUGUCUUCCCCGUUUCUUUUCACAUAAAAAUGGACUCCAGCCCAACGAGCAACCUCCUGGGGCUGACGUCCCUGCACAGUGCCCCUCACAGCCACCAGCCGGUGCUGGGCGAGGCCCAGGCCUUGCAGCCUUCCAAGUGGGCCUUUUCUUUCCUCCUGUCUCAGAACUGCCUGGGCGUAGCGCCAAUCCAGAAAGAUGCCUGCAUCCCUUCUGUAUCACCUGCUGUGCCCCCAGCCUCGCCAACAGCAGCCAAGGGCAGGGGAAGAGAAGCUGCAGCUCACUGGAGGAGGGCAGGGGGCUGUCCCACACUUGCUCACCCGACCGCCCUGGCCCUGUCCUCCCUCGGCUGCUAUCGGGUCUGGACAAGAAAAAGAAACCUUGGCCAUCGCAUCCCGACUCUCCCAAAGCUGGCUGUGCGCCAGUUCACCCGUGGCCUGAAGGGGUUAACAUGCUCCCCUGUUGUGUCAGCUGACCUCUCCUCUUCCUGGCCCUCUUCGCUGGGCAGAGUUCUGUCCAUCUGGAGCCGGCAUGGGCCUCCCACCUGUCCUUCCGAAAUCACGCCUCUCCGUUCCAAUCUCGGCAAGUGGCAGCCAGUCAGGGUGGCAACCGCAAGGCUGGGCUUCUUCGGGAACAGCUCUACCAUGUUGCCCCAGGUGCCUGACCAGUUGGUUGACAACCCCAGGGCUGCAAGUGAUGCUUGGAGGUUGGAGCCUUCCUUCUCUGCAUCGUUACCUACAUCUUGCUCGGUUCUAGAGCCGGCCCGCUCUCCUCUCGGACUUCCAGCGCCUUCAUUUCAGGUCCAUCCCUUGGAUCGGCUGGACGUUCCUGUCCCUGUCUUGCCCGAGGCUGGCAGCCGUCUUGAAAAAGCUGACUUGGAGACGAGGCCGAAGAAGGUGUCUCAGAUCCGGAUUCGGAAGACUGUUCCUAAGCCAGAUCCCAACCUCACCCCCAUGGGACUUCCCAGGCCCAAAAGGUUAAAGAAGACAGAAUUCAGUUUAGAAGAAAUCUACACCAACAAGAACUACAAAUCUCCCCCAACAACCAGGUGUCUGGAAACCAUCUUUGAGGAGCCAAAGGAGAAGAACGGAUCUCUGAUCUCCGUCAGCCAGCAGAAGAGAAAGCGGAUUUUGGAGUUCCAGGAUUUCACUGUUCCCCGGAAGAGGAAAGCUCGCAGCAGGGUCAAAGCCACGGGCGGUUCCACCCGGGCCCAAAAGGCAGCCUUGGAGGGAAGAGAACUUGAUAUCCUUCUGAUCCAGAAACUGACGGACCUGGAAACCUUCUUUGCUAAGGAGGAAGAGCAGGAGCAGGCCUCUGGCAGUUGAGGAUGGGCCGCCAGCUGGAAACAGCCCAUGUCCUCUAGUGCUCCAGUGUGCCCGGAAGGGCACUUCAUUGCUUUUCCUGUACGAAACCACUCAACUCUGAUCCCCGGAUGAUCAGCUCUUGUGUACAGGCCUGUCUGGCAUGGCCAUAAUAGGUAUUUUCUUAAACACUGGAGGAGAUCCGCUAAUUUCCUUUUAACCCAGCCAGGCGGCUCUGUCUUCUUCCUCAUUCCAGUGUCACUGAAAAUUAUUGUUAAUAUCCUCUGGGGAAAAUGAGUGGGGCAGAUUAAAGGCUCAGGUGAUGCACCUUCAAAGACAACAGGAUUUUAAGAACUUCCAAAUGUUUUGUUUUGGCUCCUGCUGCUCUGCUCCUCCGUGCCCUCUCCCCCCCCCCCAGAUGUUGGGACCAAGCUAGGAGGACCAAUGAGCUUGGGUCACCUUAUUCAAGAGCAACCCUUGUGAAGCAAGAUUUAAAACAGGGUGUGGCGUCUCCGUCUGGUGUAACCAGCAAGGACCCACUGCAGUUCUCUCGAUCCAAAUUGUCUCAGCAGAAGUCUCGGGCGAGACCAGAGCAUCAGAAGUUGCACUUUUGUAUUUUGUUUGCUGCAUGUGGACCCACUUUAAUAUGUACAGACGGACUCUGGAGUGGAGGUUCACCUGUGAAAUUACCUUAGUUGUUUAUCCCCCCCGCCCAGCUCUCUCCUCCAGGUUCCUUUUUACUGAAACCUUUUGGUAUUUGACACACCAGUGAAAUUCAGUAACAAUUCACCACAUUUCACCUCUCUUAGCAACGCUGACCUUUCUCUCUUAUCUUUCUCCUGUUUUUAACUUGAAUAUUACAGGUCUGGGGCCAAGUGUUGCCUGGUUCUUCUAGCUGAACAAAUGAAUUAAUAAACUGGCCUGGCUAGCAGUACACUGCUGGAUCCUGACAUGUGCAAGCUGAUGAGGAGCAAGUCAUUCUUUGUAGCCACACUCAGGAAAUCUUAGCCUCUUCCCCCCCCCCCAGGCAGUUGGAAUGUUGCUGCGCUGUGGGAUUCUCCAAUACACCUGUUUUUCCUUUCCUUUUUAUUUGAACAUUUCACAUGGUGAACCACAGCUGCUGUGCAGCUGCAGUCCCCAUAAUUUGGGCCAGCUGUAAUGGCUGAAAUGCUCCAAGGUUACCUCCCACAUCCUCCCAUCUAAAAUUUGCACUUUCCGUACCUCUCAUGCCCCUUUUUGGAUACCUUCUUUAUCUCCAGAAAGAGUGGAGUUCCAGCAGUCCAGUGAAAUAGCGGAUGAUGGUCCCUUAGGCAAGCCUAGGGAUGAAAACUGUGGGCUGCCCUCUCUCCUUAUGACCAAGGACGCUAGAAGUUGAAGGAGUCGCCUGUGGAACCCUGGGCCUGAAAACUAGAGAAGCGGAAGGAAGGGGUUGCCACAUGUGUGCCUGAAAUGAACAGCUGGACUCCUGCUCCAUCCUCACCUGUGUGGACAAGUUAAAUAGCUUUCCCAAUGUGAAGAAGACAAGGAAUUGUUUUUCUUCCAGCCUUUCCCAAGCUGGUGCCCUCCAGAGGUUCUGGACUACAGCUCCCAUCAGCCCCAGCAUCAUAUAGCCAUGUUCAGAACUGCUGGAGGGCACCAGCUCAGGGAAGGCUGGGCGAGACCUCAUAGCCAGUUCCAUAUGUGACUUUGACGUAUGUUUGCUACUGCAUGCAAAUCUGUGGGCACCCACUGCUAGCAAAUACUUUUAUCAUGGUAAGAGAUCCCUGAACAUCUCCAGUCUCAAUGUUUUGGAUGUGUUGAUUUAAAUCAUCACUAGAAGUAUGUUUUAAAACCCCUUUUUGUCCCAUAGUGGGAUUCUAUGAUGCAACACACCAGCACAGAUUCUGAUGUGGGGGUUUCUGAUUCCGUUGUUGAGCUGAUGUUCUGUGAGGGCGAGGCAGGGUGAGUGCGCCGAAUAGGAUCCCUUCCUCCACUGUGAAUUUUGAAUUGUCUGCUGUUGGUCUCUUGUGUGUGUUUUCUUUCCUCCUGUUUUGUGUGAGCUUCCUCUUGAGAAUGCAUUUCGGUAAAGUUGCAGCAUGGGAGAGGCAGGACUCCUUUUACUGCUGUUUUGCUGCAGACCACCAGAAAACAAAGCCAAUGUUUCUGUGGCAAUCCCUUCACCAAGACUGCAUUGAAAGAGGGUUUUCUUCCAGCCCUGGAUUCCUUUGGCUCUAAAGCUGUCAUUUUGUGUGUAUGCAAGUUCCUCUAGCCCCUGUUUUCAUAGGACCCAUAGAUCGGUGGUGGUGGUGCUGCUGCUGCUGCUGAGAAGUUGAAGCUGCCCAUUGUGCAGAUAUUUUCCCUGAGAAGGAUCUGCCUUCAGACAGAGCCCUUCCAAAGUAUGGGGACUGGAUUUCUUUUGCUUUCGGUACAAUCAUGGAAGAGAUUCUACCCAGGGCACUUGAACGAAGAUUCCUUCUCAGGAAAGAGCCAAGGCAGCCUAUGAUGGAAAUUCUUCGGGGUAUAGAACAGAUUUCUUUUUUAAAAUAAUGUGGUUUGGGCAUACAUGUGGCUGUGUGUGCUUGAAUGGAAUCAGAGUGUUGGUUUUUUUAAAGUAAUUCCUCUACAGUGGGGAUGGGGCUUGCUGAGGCCAGAAGACGACAUGUCCCUGCUGGUGGUUAGAUUUGACUGACGCUUUGUCAAGUUGGGUUUGGCUUAAAUUGGAUCCAUCACUCUUUGAUGGAGCUGCAUCUGCUUUGUAGUCGGUGGUCAAAAAUGGCUUGUAAUAAAUGGCUUCUUUAAGCCUUUCACGUUAAUAAAAACUGAAUGGAAACUUACACACUUUUGUACCAGUUGAUGCCAUCGUCAUGAUGUUUCUGCUUUCGUUUCGUUAUGCUCUUUAAUUCCAGUAGUCUCUGAAUUUUAAGUUUUACUUUCUUCCUGUGUUAAAUUAUGGAAAUAAAAAAAAUUAACAUUUCAA
This is a messenger RNA of Rhineura floridana, 10155 nucleotides long. RefSeq names its product proline rich 14 like (gene PRR14L). Bases 414 to 7223 code for a protein of 2269 amino acids. The record is from RefSeq and is a predicted model, not a curated record. NCBI's taxonomy places the organism in Eukaryota, Metazoa, Chordata, Lepidosauria, Squamata, Rhineuridae. The transcript has 9 exons.